CGGGCCAUGAAGGCGACUACGAGUGUCUUGCUUUUCUUGGUGCUCUCCGCGUCCGUGCUCUCGGUUGCCCAAGCGGCCAGAAGCCGGACCGGCAGCCAGAACAGCUUCCGACGGGCGGCCAACGGCGUCUACCAGACGCUGAGCAACGUGUUCGGGGAGGAGAACAUCCGAGGCCUCUCCAAGUUCUUCUCCAAAGCAACAGAGCGCUUUGUUCAUGGCGUGGACUCCUUCAUUGACGCGGUCUGGAAGAUCUGGGCUGAUCUCCUCGAUGUGAUGGGAAUUGACUCGUCCAACCUGAGCCACUACUUUAGUCCGGCGACCGUGAGCGGCAACCCGGCUCGCAUCCUGCCCCUGGUGGCCGGUGUUCUGGCAGCCCUGUGGAUCCUGUCAGUGUUGCUGGGUGCCAUGUUCUACGUGCUGCACGCCGUAUUCGGCCGCUUCUUCUGGCUGGCCCGUGUGGUUCUGCUGGCCCUGGCAUGCUUGUACGUGCUACAGAAGUUCGAGGGCGACCCCGAGCGCACUGUGCUGCUGCUGUGCGUCAUCAUGGUGCUGUACUUCAUGACGAGCCCCGUGGGAGUCUACUGGCGACGCGGGUCCGGCUCGCUGGAGGAGAAGAUCGACCACCUGGACACUCAGAUCCGCUUACUCAACAUCCGGCUGAGUCGGGUCAUCGACGGCCUGGAGCGUGUGGAAGAAUAGAAGCAGCAGCACUUCCUCGAUCGGUAUUUAUACGUCCGAAAAUUUUACCCGCUUGACAUUAUUUAUACGUCCGCGAAUUUUACCCGCUUGAAUUCGUAGUCUAUUGUCCUCAAGAAUUUCAAGCCUUUUUUGCAUGAGGCUCACUACCUUUUGAGUUGAUUACAGUGGUACCUUAAAGGUCCAAACAUAUAGACUGUACAAGACUGGUUGAAAGUGACAUUUUAACAUUUAACUCUCAUACAUGUGUAAAAAGAAGUCUUUGUAAUUGGUUCUCAUAUUAGCCUUGUUCGCAAUUUUAAUCUUAGCAUUCAAUCAGGAAUCACAAAUCUGAGGUCUCAAUUAACCUGGAAGCCUCAUGCUGGCUGCUGCCAAGUACAUGAGGUGACUCGGUGGACUCACCAGAAAAGUUCACAUAUUCGCAAAGAGGGCAAACGCAAAUGAUGCAAAUAUACACCUAUAUACACAAAUGACAAAUGGAAAACUGCAGACUCGAGUGAUUCAGUUGUAUUGGUUAACUAACGCAAGACAGCAGACUAACAAAAAGACCACAAACUUAGAUGAUUCGGUUGUACCAAUUUACUGACUUGAUUUUGCAAACUCACUGCAGUUUCAGAUGAUUUGGCUGCAUUUGUUCACUGACUGGCGUUUGAAGCAGCCAAGAACACUGACCCAAGUGACUGUAUGUGACCCCAUAGUCCAUAAACAGAAACAAGUUUACCACAGCAACGUAACACGGAUGGACUCAAAUGCUCAAUACAGACUCAGAAGGUCAAUCCCGACUCAGGCUAAGAGUCCGACUAAGAUAUAAGCAGUAACAGCGAUCCCCAUGACUACUGACCAUCAUCUCCAACCUGGACACUGAAACAAACAAAAGUACUUUAUAUGCUAACUUCAGAUAUUCUUUUCUUCUCACCUUCUUGUCUAAAAACCCACAGAAGAGACAGAAAGUUAAUCCUUUGAUGGUCGUCGCACAUUAUGACGUACAAAAUUUAAGGUAAAUUUUUCCCGACAACUUCCAACUUGGACGUUGAAGGUACCACUGUAUGUUAUUCCACACACAAAAAAAGCUGUUGAAAAUGAUCAAGUGGGCGUACAACACCGGGGCCAAUAUGUAUAUUUUAUUCCAUGUAAAAAAUGAAAACUGACCUGUUUUCUGUUUUCCAUCCACACUGUCAAAAAGUUGUGCUCAUUCGCUACGUAAAUGAGCAAAUUUAUUGGGACACACAGAAAGUUGUCCCAAAGAAAGAUGUCUUGUGAAUAUUUUAGUCCACACAGUGUGUAUGCAUAUUUACAUGAUUUGUUUCUACAGGAAUGUUUCCUCAUCAUGGAUACAGAAUAAUCUCAGGGACUAAUUGGAUAAAUAUUUCAAGUAUGAACUUUUUUUCUGCAGUCAUCAAAUGAUCCUGUUUAUGGUUUUACUUAUUUUAAAUGGACUGUCACGUUUCCCCCGGCCAGUUUGGGAAAUCGCUUGGACGCACAAUCUGGACUCGAGACGUCAUUUUGUACAUAAUUAUAAUGCCACACAAAGGCCAUAGUAUCAACUAAUGGCAAUCCGAGUGGUCUUUACAAACAUUGCAAAUAAUUCAGAACUGCAUGUCGUAAAUUACUUUAAAUUGUCCAAAUUAAAAAACUUGAAUAAUAAGUCAUACGUACAGUAUAUUCUAUUACCAUAAUCAAUGAGCAAAAGCAGUUUCUUGCACUAAUUACUGCACUUCAGUCAAUAUUACAACCUGUUAAUUUUUGCUUCUGUGAUAUGAAGGAAGAAAUGUUUAUAAAAAUAUUACAUGUUUUAUUCCAGGGUUGCGGCCAGUUUUUAUAGUUCUCUGAGGGCCAUACAAAAUGUAUUUAGUAUGAGCGACAUUUUUAUUAUACAUUUUUGGGCUUUUAAAAAUAUUUUUAUUUGAAGAAUUGCAUGGCAAACCUCGUGGCCCACAGGCCAAAGGUUACCCACUCGUUUUAGUCAUAUGUGAGUAAAGUUAAUUUCGUAGCAGGUGAGUUGUGGAUGUUUUACGACUAACGGCAUGUGUUUUGUAUGAAAAUGGAUUUAUUUACAAGUCAGUGUGGAGAAGGUUUUUCAGACUAACGAUAGAUUUGAGUAGUGCUACACUGGAAAAGGGUAAAGUUUACAAAAAAGGUCUUAUGCAUUUGUGGGAUUUUACACUUAAAUUCAAAUGAAACUAAUUUUACAACUGAACUGAAAAAUCUAAUUGUAUCCUCACUGUUUUUAUUUCCAUAUACAGCCUUUUUCUGUUAUGUGCCAACUUGAAUCAAUGUCAUUUUCAAAUUUUGAGCCUCCCCCCUUUUUUUUUUUUCAUAUGUAUUUUAGAAUAGGCCACGUGGAACUGUGAUUUUGUGUGUGUGUGUUUAAGUUUAUAUGCAAACAUGUCCAUGGGUAGUAAUUGAAUCGUUUGUUGUGUGCGUGUCCAAUUGCAAAUGACUUCCACAUUUAAAUGAAUAAAAAAUACAAAUAGGAA
This is a messenger RNA of Phyllopteryx taeniolatus (common seadragon), 3173 nucleotides long. It is a transcript of the gene bri3bp, whose product is annotated as bri3 binding protein. The transcript has 3 exons. The record is from RefSeq and is a predicted model, not a curated record. Bases 7 to 699 code for a protein of 230 amino acids. Gene Ontology annotation, cellular component: mitochondrion. NCBI's taxonomy places the organism in Eukaryota, Metazoa, Chordata, Actinopteri, Syngnathiformes, Syngnathidae.